AUUGCAUCUCCCUCCUCUCUUUUCCCUAAAACUCCCUCCUUAAAAAGUCUCUCCCAUUUUCUCUUUCCUCAGAUCUCAACCUCUCCUUCUCCUUCUUCUUCCUCCUCGCUUCCAUCCGAGCCCUAGUUUUCCACGGUAUCUCUCAAUAUUCAGAAAAUGGGGAAGCAAUCCAAAGGCAAGAAAUCUGAGAAUUUGGGGAAGGGAAAAGUCACCCCCGUCCAAAUCGCCUUCAUCGUCGACCGAUACCUCUGCGACAACAACUACUCGGAAACCCGCUCUCUUUUCAGAACCGAAGCUUCGUCCCUCAUCGCCAAAUCGCCGAUUCGAGAGGCGCCGAAGAGUUUGCUGAGCUUGGCGGAGAUUUUGGACGAGUACAUACUGUUGAAGGAGCAGAAGGUGAUUUUGGAUCAGGAGAAGGUCCGGGUGGAGCAGGAGAAGACCCGGGUCCAAACCCUGUUGAAGGGGAUGCAAAGCGUGAUGAACACUUACAAUGCCGGCAGUAGCCCCACAGUCUCUGCACCUCCGGCUGUGGCUCUGAAGCCGAUGAUUAUGGCUACUCCGUCUCACCCGUCUAAUGGGUCCGCUGUAGUUGCUCCUGUGUCAACACCUUCCAACCCCAACAUGAGGCCUGGGAAUUUCUGCUCGCCAAUUACAGUUGACCCACCUUCAACUAAGAGAAAGAGUUCUAACGUUCCUGUGAAUGGUUCGAAUGCUGCUAAGAGAUCUUGCAGCAAAUUACCUGCUGGCAAGAGCAAUAUGCACAACAAAGGAGAACAAGCGGUUUCUGGAUCAGCUAAAUGCUUGUUCAACCAGCCAUCAUUUUCUGUCCCAACGAAUAACUCUGGUCCUCAGACACCUCAGCGAGCAAAUUCAAUUCAAGGCAGCAAGUCUACACCUUUUGAGACUUCUUCCACUGCUACUUGCAGUUAUAAUUCUCCUCCAGAUGUAAAUCCAACUUGCACCAUUUUUUCUUCAAAGAGAGUGACUCUGAGCCCAAACAAAUCUUGCUACACUGUGGAAACAAACCAUUGCAUUUCUUCACCUGCCAAGACAAGUAAGAGGGAGUCCCACGUAAAGGGAAGGCUCAAUUUUGACUGUUCUGAUGUGCCAAUGGGCUUGGAGAAACCAUCUAGCGAUGAGAUUUCAUCACCCGAGUCUGAAAAGGAAGUUGAUCUCUUCGACAUUGAUUUAACGAACUUUGAUGCCAUUGGGGCGGAUUUCUCCUUCACUGAAAUGUUAGGUGAAUUUGAUCUUCAUUGUGAAGAACUUGGUCUACCAAACUUUGAUGCUUCCACUGCGACGGUUUCGGGGUCAUCUUAUGAAUCUGCGGAUGGUAACAGUGGGGGCCAAUCAAGUUUUGUCAGAAUUUACAUCAACUGUGACAGAAGUACUAUCAGAGAAGGACACGAAUGUGCAAGGAUCUGAUUCCUUGACCGCGAUGAAGUCUGUGACGAAAUGUAUUAGGAUUAUAAGCCCUGUGAAAAAUCGCGGAAGCUCUCAGGCUUAGGAGAAUUGUACUGCAACGAUCUGACUGUUUCUGGGAAUGACUAUUAGGCUGACUUGGUACUGGACUUCCUGCUGAAGAUUUCUAAUUAUGUUAACAAUUCAACAACUUAGAGUUGCUGUAUCAUUAGAUAACUCACGGCGUGACUCUCAUGCUCCUUAGAAAUACAUGUAAUUUUGUAGUUAAUAUGCUCUGGUUGCAGUCCUGGGCUUACGUAGGCUAAUGGCUUGUACUUGGUUCCGUUUCAUGUAAGUCUCUCUCCUCGAAUACGAAGGAUUGUUCAUAUUUAACAAGGUCUGCUUUUGACUUUCAUAAUUUCAGCAAAAACCAAAUAUAAAGUCCAAGUCUCUUUAGUUCA
Molecule: messenger RNA, 1862 nt
Organism: Pyrus x bretschneideri (Chinese white pear)
Lineage: Eukaryota; Viridiplantae; Streptophyta; Magnoliopsida; Rosales; Rosaceae
Exons: 8
Coding region: 157-1425 (422 amino acids)
Source: RefSeq, a predicted model, not a curated record